Saccharomyces cerevisiae S288C is the source of this 1362-nucleotide messenger RNA. It is a transcript of the gene BNA2, whose product is annotated as dioxygenase BNA2. The transcript has a single exon. Gene Ontology annotation, molecular function: metal ion binding; heme binding; L-tryptophan 2,3-dioxygenase activity. The coding region runs from base 1 to 1362 and encodes 453 amino acids. Lineage: Eukaryota; Fungi; Ascomycota; Saccharomycetes; Saccharomycetales; Saccharomycetaceae. Gene Ontology annotation, biological process: L-tryptophan catabolic process; NAD+ biosynthetic process. The record is from RefSeq and is marked reviewed.
AUGAACAACACUUCCAUAACCGGACCACAAGUACUACAUAGAACAAAAAUGAGACCACUACCAGUGCUAGAAAAAUACUGUAUCUCGCCACAUCAUGGGUUUUUGGACGACCGGUUACCCUUGACCAGACUGAGCAGCAAGAAAUAUAUGAAAUGGGAAGAAAUCGUUGCUGACCUGCCCUCUCUUUUGCAAGAGGAUAACAAGGUGCGGAGCGUCAUCGAUGGGCUGGAUGUCUUGGACUUGGAUGAGACGAUCUUGGGCGACGUCAGGGAGCUCAGAAGAGCAUAUUCCAUUUUGGGGUUUAUGGCGCACGCUUAUAUUUGGGCCAGCGGAACUCCCCGGGAUGUAUUACCGGAGUGUAUUGCAAGGCCACUGUUGGAGACAGCACAUAUUUUGGGUGUGCCACCGUUAGCUACGUACUCCUCGUUGGUGUUAUGGAACUUCAAAGUGACCGACGAGUGCAAGAAAACGGAAACCGGGUGUUUGGACUUGGAAAAUAUUACAACGAUAAACACAUUUACGGGAACCGUUGACGAAAGUUGGUUUUAUCUGGUCAGCGUGCGGUUUGAAAAAAUCGGCAGCGCUUGUUUAAACCAUGGGUUGCAGAUAUUGAGAGCCAUUAGAAGCGGUGAUAAAGGAGACGCUAACGUGAUAGACGGGUUGGAGGGCUUGGCUGCAACGAUCGAAAGGUUAUCGAAAGCCUUGAUGGAAAUGGAGCUUAAGUGUGAACCCAAUGUAUUUUAUUUCAAGAUAAGACCAUUUUUGGCCGGGUGGACGAAUAUGUCGCAUAUGGGGUUACCACAGGGUGUUAGGUAUGGAGCGGAAGGACAGUAUCGGAUCUUUUCUGGCGGGUCCAAUGCGCAAAGCUCGUUGAUACAGACACUGGACAUCCUUUUGGGUGUGAAACACACUGCGAAUGCUGCGCAUUCUUCCCAAGGAGACAGCAAGAUCAAUUAUCUGGACGAAAUGAAAAAAUACAUGCCAAGAGAACAUCGUGAAUUUCUUUACCAUUUGGAAUCGGUAUGUAAUAUUCGCGAAUACGUUUCUCGUAACGCUUCUAACCGUGCAUUGCAAGAGGCCUAUGGACGUUGCAUUUCCAUGCUGAAAAUAUUUAGAGAUAACCACAUUCAAAUUGUUACCAAGUACAUUAUUUUGCCCUCCAAUUCAAAGCAACACGGCUCCAAUAAGCCGAACGUACUAAGUCCAAUCGAGCCCAAUACCAAAGCAAGUGGUUGUUUAGGGCAUAAAGUUGCCUCAUCUAAGACUAUCGGAACCGGUGGUACAAGAUUAAUGCCCUUCUUAAAGCAGUGCAGGGACGAGACUGUCGCCACUGCGGACAUUAAAAAUGAAGAUAAAAAUUGA